This is a messenger RNA of Cylicocyclus nassatus, 2632 nucleotides long. The record is from the annotation of a GenBank genome assembly. Lineage: Eukaryota; Metazoa; Nematoda; Chromadorea; Rhabditida; Strongylidae.
AGAGUGUCGCUCGGUGUGCUCGGUCGAGGAUCUUCUUCAUAUCGUGAGAAUCACAGACACACAUCCACGGUAUCACCGUGUUGCUCCAGAAUCAUCUAGAACUUUCCCUGACGCGUCUAGAAAUUUCCCUGACCAUGAAUUGCUGAGCAUCGUCGGGAUGAAGUCAACCGUCACGCUCGAUGAUGGCCAGACGAAGCUGUGUGCGUGGCCUCCACAACGUCCACGUCGACCCGCGUCGUGGCGGGAUCCCGUCACGAUUCCGCUAUGGACUGUAUUCUUACCUACUGGAGUUCUUUUCCUAGUCAUAUGCCUUAUUUCUGGACUGCACCAUAUUCGAAUCACAAAUCUCGAGCUGAGGAUGCGAGGCAUCGAAUCACAACUUGAUAGCGGUGAUAAGAUCCAGGUUGAGAUGCGGAAUGCCACGUUGAGAAGAAGGAGUCGCAUGAUCCGAAACGAUAGGGAAUGCGUUUGUCCUCCAGGACCACGAGGACCUCCAGGACCCCCGGGUCUUGCUGCCCCGUACUACCGUCGAAAAAGCACUCCAGCACCGAUGACUCCGUUGGAUCCACGUCUUCAACGAAAGUUGCGAGCUUUUGGCAUGUUGUACUCACCCGAUGGACAAGCGAUCCAGCUCCGGGGACUUCCCGGACCUCCUGGACCACCGGGCACCAAAGGCGCCCGUGGAUAUCCUGGUUUUCCGGGCCCAAUAGGUUUGGAUGGCCCCAGAGGCUUACCGGGCACACCAGGGACAAAGGGAGAGAAGGGUGAUCGAGGUCCAGUGGGACCUCCUGGAUAUCCGGGGCAGAAAGGUGAACCAGGUGUCGCUAGGCACGGACAAAUACAGGUGGGAGCUGUUCCGAAUGCGCCACUUAUGAUCCAAGGUCCGCCUGGUCCACCGGGACCUCCUGGUCCUCCUGGAACACCUGGACAUGAAGGGAGACCAGGACCCAAGGGUGAUCGAGGUCUCCCUGGAUUCGACGGCGAAAGCAAGGUCGGGCCGAAAGGAGAUCACGGAGAACCCGGUCGCGACGGCAUACCCGGACUUCGUGGACCACCAGGCGAACGUGGAGAAAAGGGUGAACCUGGAGCUCCAGCUACCUCCAUCUACGGUCACCCUAUCGCUCAUGCCCAUUCGCAACUUAUUCCCGGACCACAAGGUCCGCAGGGUCCUCAAGGUGCACAAGGACCUCCUGGAGUUCCCGGGCCACCAGGGCAACCUGCACCUCCCGCGUUCUGUCCUCCUGGCCCACCAGGAAAACCGGGCAUAGAUGGACGUAUGGGACUCCGUGGACCACAGGGUGAGAAAGGUGAUCGAGGCGAACCAGGUAUCCCAGGACCACGCGGACUGCCGGGAUCACCCGGAGGACCUACCGUAUCCGGCGCCAAGGUAGUCAUGGGACCUCCAGGACCUCCCGGCAGAGACGGUUUACAUGGAGAAAAGGGCGAAAAGGGCGAUACUGGGGCACCAGGACCGAUGGGGCCUCCUGGUCCUGAAGGAAUUCCCGGCAAAAGAGGACGACGAGGAAGACACGGCGAACCGGGCGUAUGCCACCAGAACUGCUCUGGCGGCUUGGACACUCAAAACUUGGAACUUCUCGCUCAUGAAUUGAUGCCUGUACUUAAAAAAGAGUUGAGAGAAAUGAGGAUAAAACAUGGCUAUCCUGGACCUCCUGGUGCUCCUGGACCGCAGGGACCCCCCGGUCCAGUCGGACCUGCAGGAUCACGCGGACCACAAGGCCUUCCUGGACAUUCCGGUGAGAAGGGCGACAGAGGAGAGAUCGGACCUCCGGGUCUACCUGGACAACCGGGUCAAACAUACGAGGUACCUUCACAGAGUGGAGCAGCUGUACCAGGUCCACGUGGUCCGCCAGGACUUCCGGGUCCUCCAGGAGAGAAGGGCGAGCCAGGAGGACCUGGACUUCCUGGCCAGCCAGGAUCGCUGGGAUUGCCGGGUCCACCUGGUCCCAUGGGCAUGCGCGGUCCUCCUGGAGAGGGUAGACCGGGUAAGCAAGGACCGGUCGGACCGAAAGGAGAUGUUGGACCUAUGGGACCUGCAGGAGCCCCAGGACAUCCUGGCUUACCUGGAGAACGCGGUGCUGAUGGAAUUCCAGGUGCAAGAGGAGAGAAAGGAGAUCAGGGAAUCCCCGGUCUUGAUGCUCCAUGCCCCACAGGACCCGAUGGUUUACCUCUACCGUACUGUUCCUGGAAACCUAUGGAUAGCAACGUACGCGUCGACUAUGGUCUGAGGACAACACAAUCGAGCGCACAUCGUCGACAUUCCGACGACGGAGGCGACACGACAUCGGCAAACACUAACACAUUCCGAUCUAACCACUUUAGGCAAAAACGGGGACCAGUGGGAACGGCUAUGAAGGCAUACGGUAUGAAGAACUGCCCUCACAAUGAAUCUCGAAACGUCCCUUUGAAUCUCGCCAUUCUUUCCUAUGGAUUUCGCUAAAUAUCUAUGAAUAUAUGUUUUUGAAUUGUAUGAAUUUUCUUUAUCAGUCUUUACACAUGAUCUUUGUUGUUUGAGUGAACUCAUUUUGUGCAUAUAGUCAUUGUUAUGUUGUGAUUUUGUUUUCAUAUUGCCACUUUCGAAAGCCUACCUUGUCGAAAUGUAAAGUUUUUGAAA